Messenger RNA from Daucus carota subsp. sativus, 1095 nucleotides. RefSeq names its product AP2-like ethylene-responsive transcription factor ANT. Gene Ontology annotation, biological process: regulation of DNA-templated transcription. The coding region runs from base 96 to 854 and encodes 252 amino acids. The transcript has 3 exons. The record is from RefSeq and is a predicted model, not a curated record. Lineage: Eukaryota; Viridiplantae; Streptophyta; Magnoliopsida; Apiales; Apiaceae. Gene Ontology annotation, molecular function: DNA-binding transcription factor activity; DNA binding.
CAUAUGAUCAUUAGUCAUUACCAGUUCAUAAAUAGAUACGAAAUUUGUUGUCUGUAUUUGAGAUAGUGAGGAGAUUUUGAGGCUGCAGAUUAGAGAUGAGCUCUAGUGAAUCUGAGUUGAGCCCUGCGAGGCACCCUGUUUGUACGUUGGAAGGUGAAAAUUUGAUGAAUAACUGCGCGAAGAGACGAAGAUCUCCUCUGCUGGCUUGUCUAAAUUCAGAGCAGCAACCACAUGCGGCGGCGCAACUUCUUGAUCAGCCUGAUGCUACCCCUGCUACUAGUACUAUCAACAGAAGUCCAAAGUUUCGCGGUUUCAGCAGGCAGUAUCACAAUGGUAGAUGUGAAUCAAGAGUUGGAUGGGUGUUCGGAAAGAAAUACAUUUACCUUGGUACUGGCGGUACCCGGGAGGAAGCUGGUCAUGCUUAUGACAUUGCAGCAGCCGAAUGCAGAGAAAUCAAUGACGCAACAAAUUUCGACGUGAAGACAAAUAUCAGGUGGCUCAGAUCAGGUGCUAAUUCAGUCUGUUCUCAAGUUACAGAAACAUUGAACUCUCAAGCUAUACCUUCCACCUCAGAUGUCGAAGUAAAUCAAAAUGAAGAGACUGAAUUCUCUUUCAAUACUAUUCCCUUGAAGAAAGAAAUAGCCUGGGGAUUUCCUCGGAAACAAGAUUGCAUCCAACAAAAGAAGCAGAGUUACUCUUCUAACAAGUCAUCACAAACAGCACUGGGCAUCCUCCUCCAAUCUUCCAUGUUUAAAAAGCUGGUGGAGAAAAAUAUGAUUGAUGAAAUCGAAGAAAAUGAAAGAAAAAAGUUGAAAGUACAAUCUGACGAGCACAAAAAAGAAAUCGUGGUAUGAAAUAUCACCUGUAAAUACUUUGUGAAUUUCCACAGGGGUACAUAUUAAAGCGCUCUGCUAACAUGUGUCAUUCAUAUAAUUUCUUUGUUGAUUCUUGCAAGUUGCAUCUUUCCUUAACGUGUUAAUAGUUUGCAUGAUAAGAUACAAUGUAAUUAUGAACAGAAUCUUUCUGUUACUUUCCAAUUUGUAAUUUUCAUUGUUCUCCCCACUGAUGUUACACACCUAAACUGAACUAAGGUCC